CUAUCGCAGAGCUUCUCGGACUUGCGGUAUGUAAGUGUCGAGACUGGACCAGCAUCUUUGGAGACUGUUGUCGAAACCGGUGAAAUAAACGAGUGUAAUUACGUCGCUAAUUUUGAUCUAGUACAACUUGUCAUCCAGCCGGAGUAUCAAAGGAUUCCCAAAAACAAAAGGAUUCACGGUUCAACUCGCUCGGGAGAUUUUGCAGUUUAGGCAAACUCGCUCGAUGCUUUGUUCUUCGCCCGUUGUAACAAAGGUAUGAGAUGCGUUUUGUAUAGGUUACAGUAACGUUCGUUCGUGCAAGGUUUGCCAAUCGCGCGCGCCAUGAUUUCAAACGGUCGACAGUCGAAGAACCGUAAAAAUAAUGAAAUCAUCUUCGAAUGCAUCUCGAACGUAAUCGACAUACCCGUUCUGAUCAAUUAUUUAACGGUCAAUUAUGGCCCGAUAGCGGAUCACCAUUUGAUUUCUAAUAAAAACGGAAAACAAUUGUGCAUACGUUUUCUUCAUGAGGAAACUGUUAUAAAACUGUUUAGUCAUAGACGUCUAUUCAACAACAUGGUGUUAUCGCUGGUAAGCGGAUUUGGUGACGACAAAAGCCUCCAAAAUGACACGAGGGAUCUAUCAAACUCUAAUGAUUCAAGAUUGGAUACUGAAACAAUAAUCUCGGAUCAGCUGAAUAAGUUUUUAAAUACCAUUGCACUAUCUGAUGCUGAAGUAAAGCAACGUAAUGCUGUCAUAUUAGAAGACCUCGAAAAAGUAAUUCGACCACUCUUACAAAGGUGUAAAUUGUAUACAUUCGGUUCAACUGAAACUGGUCUUGGGUUGAAAAAUGCUGAUACAGAUAUUUAUUUAAAUCCAGGUAAACCAAUUGUUGAUAAUGCAUUUAGUCCAAUUGGUCCUCAUGUCGCAAGACUAAGCAAUCUUUUAUCAACUAUAGCAAAACUUCUUUAUGAAUAUCCAAAAGUUUUUGGCUGUAUCAUAAGUGUUUCCAGUGCAAGAGUUCCAAUAAUCAAAUUUCAGCAUAUACCCACCAAAGUUUCAUGUGAUCUUUCAUUCACCAGUUUAAUAGGAGUUAAAAAUAGUAAAUUAAUAAAAUAUUACUUAUCAAUAGAUUCUCGAUUUAGACAUCUUAUGAUUAUUAUCAAAUAUUGGGUACAACACUGUGGGACAAAAAGUGCAUUAUGCAUAAACAACUAUACGUUAAAUUUGCUUUUCAUUUUUUUUCUGCAGAAUGUCAAAUUAGUUCCUUCUAUUUAUGAUUUACAAAGACAAUGUGCCAAGCCAUUUCUUUUAAAUAGUUGGCAAGUAAACUUUAGCGAACAGUGUCCAUAUUUUCAUUCUGAUCAAGACUUUGAAAAAAAGUCUAUUCCUGAACUGCUUGGAGAGUUUUUUAAAUUUUAUGCUAAUUAUGAUUUUGAAAAUAAUUUAAUAUGUCCGUUGACUGGUAAAUCUUAUGGUAGGGAUAUAAUUAUUGAAAAAAUACCUUCUUUUUUGUUCAGAUAUUCAAAUUACUUGAAUUGCGAGAAAGACCCAAAACAAUUAGAAGUGUUUACAGCAAUGUGUGUCCAAGAUCCAUUUGAACUUAAUUAUAAUGUGUCGAGAGCGGUUGUAAAAAGUCAUGUUGAAAAAUUUCAAAUUUUUUGUUCUGUUGGAUCACUCAUGGUCCAAGAAUCAGCUAAAAACUCCUACAGAAACUUUUUCUCACAACUUUUUCCUGAAAUGAAUAUUUCCGAUAUACUUUCAAGUACUGAAUCAUUUAACAUCUCAUUUGAAGCUGCAGAGUUUUUAAUAAGUAAUAUUAUAGGAAAACGUUGCUACGAAGACUUCAUUCGGUAUCAGCAUCAAAAAUGGUUUGAAUAUAUGUUCGACUCGAUAAUGAUAUUUAUUAAGAAAGUUUUAAAUUUCGAUGUUGUUAGUGACGAUGUUAGUUACCAGUUUUGCAAUGAUGAAGAAAACGCAGAACACCCUGUGAUAUCAAUAAAGUGCAACGGAAAAUUCAUUGAAGCAUUAUUCAAUAGAAUAAAAUCAGAUAACACUGCUAAAGGUGUUAGGGACCCCCUAAAGAGACGGAUUGCGAUUUCCAAGGCCAAAUUAUCAGUAUUAAACAAUUCGAAAAAAAGCCCUGAAACAGAUGAUGCAAGUGUUGAAAAAGAAUUCAAGUUCAAAUUCAAAGCUUUCAAAAGAACCAGUCCUACCGUUCACAUUUACAUGAUUUUUUUUAACGACGGGGGCGAUAAAAAAUUGUUCAAACAUUCACUACUUGAUAUCUUCAAUACGACCAUGCGAUCUCUGCUCAAAAAAUCGUUCAAACAUAACAUUAGUUCGAAAAAAUUGUAAUAUAUUGCGAAGCGCUACAUAUUGUAAUAUUUGUUUACUUUCUAAGAUUUAAUUUAACUAUGUUUUAUCAUUCAAAGUGCAAAGAGUUUUAUGUAGUUGAAAUUUUUUAAAUUUUAUAUUGGAAAAAUAUAAACGUUUUCAUAAGCAAGAAAAAA
Messenger RNA from Trichogramma pretiosum, 2489 nucleotides. RefSeq names its product terminal uridylyltransferase Tailor-like. NCBI's taxonomy places the organism in Eukaryota, Metazoa, Arthropoda, Insecta, Hymenoptera, Trichogrammatidae. Gene Ontology annotation, biological process: mitochondrial mRNA polyadenylation; mRNA 3'-end processing. Bases 322 to 2334 code for a protein of 670 amino acids. The record is from RefSeq and is a predicted model, not a curated record. Gene Ontology annotation, molecular function: poly(A) RNA polymerase activity. The transcript is spliced from 6 exons.